Molecule: messenger RNA, 3307 nt
Organism: Mycena citricolor
Lineage: Eukaryota; Fungi; Basidiomycota; Agaricomycetes; Agaricales; Mycenaceae
Source: the annotation of a GenBank genome assembly
ACGCGUAUCCCCUUCCCUCCUGUCUACUUAGUAUGCGUCUGAUCCUGCCUGCGAUGCGCCCUUUGGCCCGACAGAUUUAUCUCCUUCCCCGCCAUAUCCCAAUAAGCGUCCACACACUCUUUCCACUUCUUCAUCUCCUCCUGACAUACCUCCUCGUCCAAAACCACCUCGACGCGCGCUUCGACGCCGCUACACGCUGGGCACCCGCGUUCCCCGCCGCCCGUGUGCGUUUCAUCACUAGUCUCAUUGCACUCGGCCUGUGGGGUAUGCUGCUUCCGGUCUGGGUACCGGUAUACGUCGUUUUCGGGCGGGCAUGCGGUUGUGGUUCGGCUAACCGAGCGGGGUACCAUCGCGUUGGAGCCAGUGAAAAUGAAGCCGAUUUGGAGCGUUCAAGCAAGGAGCUGUCCGUUCAGAAGCACCGUCGCCGCGCGCUAUCAGCUGCGAUACGCUGGCUCCCCGAGUCUCGGUUCUUGCUCGUCCUCAUCGUAUCCGCAUACAUCUCAUUCCUCAUCUUCGCCUACACGGCGAUGUGGUCUUACGCGGAGAAUCCGGCUGACUCCCGCUUCCGGCACGCAGUAACACAGGCCAACCGAGAACCAAGGAGGGAAGGGUAUGGAACGGGGGAGAAGAUCUUUCUCGCUGCCAUGUUCUAUAAUAACGCCGAAGUGGUGCCUUACUGGACUGCAGAGGUCAUCAAGGCGAUCAAUUAUUUCGGACCGGACAACGUAUUUGUAUCCAUCGUCGAAUCGCACAGCGGGGACAACACUGCCGACCUGCUCGAAUCCUUCGACGUGACCCUCACCUCGCUCGACAUCCCACACCGAGUUCUCACGCGCGACACCUCCAUCGAACGGCCACCGGGACCCGUCAUGUGGGAGUCGAAGCCGGGCCGCAUCGAGUACAUAGCGGCCGUGCGCAAUUUGGCGAUGCAGCCCUUGUUGGAGAUGAGCGGGUACACGCGUGUAGUGUUCAGCAACGACGUGUUCAUCGAGGCGGAGUCGAUCGUCGAGUUGGUGCACACAAGAGAGGGCGAUUAUAAUAUGGUCUGUGGGAUGGAUUUCGGUCCCUGGGGACUAUAUGACCAAUGGGUCGCGCGGGACCGUUUGGGCAACUUCGUCUCGAGCGUGUGGCCAUAUCUCAUGGAGCAGACUGGAUAUCAGGCGGUCAAAUCCGACGAACCAGCGCCGGUGUUCGCGUGUUGGAACGGAAUUGCUGCAUUUCACGCUGAUCCCUUCCUCCCAAUUCCUCUUCGCUCAGGAAAGCAGCUCUCGGCGACACCACUCUCUGCACCUCUUCCCCAGACUCAUCCGGAACUCAACUCGACAACGCGAGGAACGAGUCCGGCUUUGACCUCGCCUCUUCGAUUCCGUGCCUCAGCCCCCGGCGAGUGUUUCAGCGCCGAGUGCUUCCUGCUGCCGUAUGAUUUCCAGCGCCAGUUUGGGCUGACGAAAAUCUACAUGAACCCGCGAGUGAUCAAUGCAUAUCAGUGGGACUGGUAUGUGUGGUUCAAGUACGUCUCGCGGCACUGGCUUGUGAUGUGGUGGAUUCGCACGUUUGAGGAUGGGGCUGGGAUGUACCAGGCGCGUGUCAUGUUGGGUGACCCGGCCAAGGCUGAAGUCUGGGAUGGGGGAGAUUGUAUGCCGUGGGGAUGACGAACUUUGCAUUACGAGAUUGGAGACUCGGCACUGGUGACAAACUUAGCACUGUAGCAGGAACUUGUAUCAAGAUAGGGCGACUUGAAUUGAGAAUUCUCAAUCAAACGAGAGAAUACGCCUCAACGUGUCUCUCUUGACCCAAUCCGGACCGAUCGAUCCGUUCCGGCUACCCCAGACACCGGAGCACAAUUACCCUCAUGACGGCGCAGCUGUUCGCUUCAUCUUCAGACCAAUCAUGCCCCGCAUUUCAGAGGCUGGAAAAGCAAAACUCGACGCCAUCCUAACGGAUGCCUUCACCAGUAAAUCUCUACCAGCGAUGUUCCUGGGCGUCGCGGACGUGGAGGGACCGAUCUACAUGAACGCAGUGGGGACGCGGUGGUUCGAAGAUCCGAGCAGUGGUGACAUCGACGUCGAUACCGUCUUCACGAUAUUCAGCCAGACGAAGCUCAUCACGACGAUCGCGUUGCUGCAACAGAUCGAGCAGGGGAAGAUCAGCUUCGACACGGCGCUCGAGGAGAUCGUGCCCCAGUACGCCAAUCCGGUCAUCCUCACCGGCGAGAAGGACGAGCAGGGCAAGGCGACUUGGACUCCUGCUCGAGGGAAGAUCCUCAUCGGGCACCUGCUGAAUCACUCAAGCGGACUGGAUGGGUCGAUAUAUGCGCCGGCUGGGAUCCCUGUUCCGGAGGGAAUGUGGCCGUCGCCGACAACGCACGAUUACAAAGAUGAGCCGGACCCAAAGGCCAAGUACUUCUACUUGCUGAAUGGAUCGGGCGAGCUCCCGGGGCCGGCGCUGCACCACGAGCCGGGAACUGACUUCUCUUACGGCAUCUCCUCUGACGCUGCGGGAUUCGUGGUGGAGGCCCUGUCCGGAAAAACGCUUGAGCAGUAUUUCAAGGACCACAUCUUCUGUCCGCUGGGGAUCACCGCACCUUCCUUCCAUCGGACUCCGGAACUCGCAGCGAACUUCCUCCCCAUCCAUCUCCGUACGCCGGCAGGCACGUUCGUCCGGUGGACCGCUCCGCCGGUCGUGCCCUUCGAUGAGGAAACCGGGGAAGUCAAACUCAUGCACGGAGGUGCCGGAAUCUAUUCUUCACAGAAGGACUACCUCAAGAUCCUUCAACAUAUCUUGCGCAUCAAAACUCGUCGUGACACAACGGGCCUCCUUUCCCCGUCCUCCGUAGAUUUGAUGUUUGAGCCGACUCUCCCGCCGCUGGGUGCUAAAACGAUUAGCGAGCGCAUGUCCUGGAACCCGUACCUGAACCUCCCUGCAGGCUCAGCACAAUACAGCCACGGCCUAGUCCUCUUUACAGAGGAUCUCCCGGGUAAGCGGCGCAAGGGCACUGGUGCAUGGGGUGGAUUGGCCAUGACCAGCUACUUCAUGGAUCCUACAACGGGCAUUGCCGUGAUCUUUGGCACGCAGAUCCUGCCACCGAGAGACAAAGUGUAUGAGAAAGUUUACGGUGAGAUUGAACGCACGAUUUACGAUGCUAUCGAGGGAUGAAACUGUUUUGUAAUUGCUCUGUGUCUAUGCAUUGAAUUCAUCGGUCACGGACCGAAGCUAUAACUGCGACAAAACCCUGUGUUCCUUGAAGCGUUGAUUACCCUAUAUAACCUCCCAAAUGCCCUGUUGCCCUAGAAAAGAUAGAAUGGCG